CUUUCUUGGAAAACCCUGCCACCCCCAUCCUCUUCCUUUAUAUACUCUCCCACUUCUCUCUUUCCCCACCAACAAACAUACCCUUUCACUCAAUCACUCAUCAUCAUCUCUCUCUCUCUCUCUCUCUCUCUCUCUCCUCCAAAUUGUCAAUGGCUUCCCAGCAAACCCCACAAUCCAGUUUCCAAGAUUUGUUACCCACCAUGGCCGACAAGCUUGGUGGGGACGGUUUAAUAGGCGAGCUCUGUAAUGGAUUCAAUUUGUUAAUGGAUUCCAACAAGGGGGUCAUCACCUUCGAGAGUCUCAAGAGGAACUCUGCUCUUCUGGGGUUGCAGGAUCUGAGCGACGACGAUCUACGGUCCAUGUUGGACGAAGGUGAUUUCGACGGCGAUGGCGCUCUCAAUCAGAUGGAGUUCUGCGUUCUCAUGUUUAGAUUGAGUCCUGAGCUUAUGGACGAGUCCAAACUCUGGCUUGAAGACGCUCUUCAACAGGAGUUUAAACAUUGUUAUUGAUUUUGGGUUUUUAUUCUUUUAGACAUAAAUACUGAUUUCUGAUUUGGGUUUUUUGUAUUUUUAUUUUCGGUGAUUGUUAUUGUCCCUAUGGAAUUACUGGGAAACAAAAAUACAGAAAUGCAAUUGACAGUUGACACA
Molecule: messenger RNA, 647 nt
Organism: Pyrus x bretschneideri (Chinese white pear)
Lineage: Eukaryota; Viridiplantae; Streptophyta; Magnoliopsida; Rosales; Rosaceae
Product: calcium-binding protein KRP1-like
Exons: 1
Coding region: 150-509 (119 amino acids)
Molecular function (GO): calcium ion binding
Source: RefSeq, a predicted model, not a curated record